Ostertagia ostertagi is the source of this 324-nucleotide messenger RNA. The record is from the annotation of a GenBank genome assembly. NCBI's taxonomy places the organism in Eukaryota, Metazoa, Nematoda, Chromadorea, Rhabditida, Trichostrongylidae.
AGAUAUGAUCCUUCCACCAACCGAUGGCUCUGUAACCUUGCGCCGACCUCCUCACCUAGAGAUUCAUUUGGUCUCGUCGCACUCGACGGCUCUCUUUAUGCUGUGGGGGGCAGAUAUCAUGAUACUAGUUUGAACGUUGUUGAACGCUACGACGUUCGACGAAAUGAGUGGAUCUAUGUCGCUCCUAUGGGUACGCGUCGGCAUGGAGUUACUGUAUCCGUGCUGAAUGGCUUGCAUAUACGCCGUCGGCGGAGCCGAUACAAAUACAGUUCUAAAUACCGUGGAGAGGCGAGUCGAUGCUUAUUUGGCGAUUGCGAUAUGUGU